Bufo bufo (common toad) is the source of this 1359-nucleotide messenger RNA. RefSeq names its product ankyrin repeat domain 65 (gene ANKRD65). Lineage: Eukaryota; Metazoa; Chordata; Amphibia; Anura; Bufonidae. The coding region runs from base 11 to 1090 and encodes 359 amino acids. Gene Ontology annotation, molecular function: protein binding. The transcript has 4 exons. Gene Ontology annotation, cellular component: cytoplasm. The record is from RefSeq and is a predicted model, not a curated record.
ACACAGGGUAAUGAUCCUAGACUACAAGACGUCUGAAGGUGGAAGCCAGCAGUUAUCCUGGACCGACACUGCGCUGACCAAGUACUGUUCAGAUAUGCAGCAGAAAUUAGGGACACCAACCCUGGACGCUGAGCUGGCAAGAAGAUGCCUACAACUAAGCGAAGAACUAAGUGUGCCAGAGAAGCUGGGUCAUGCUACCUAUGAAUGGAAAGCCCUCCAUUUGGCAUCCUGGAAUGGGAACACUGGUCUUGUGAAACAAUUUCUACAACAAGGAGAAAAGAUUGAUGACAGGGAUGAGCUUGGCUGGACUCCUCUUCACUGCGCAGCAUCCAAUGGUCACUUAGCUACAGCAAAGCUCUUAAUCCAGAGAGGAGCUUCAAUAAAUGUUCAGGAUGCUUCAGGCUGUAGCCCUCUCCACCAUGCUGCAUGGAGUGGCCAUACACACUUGUCUGAGAUGCUGUUAAACCGUGGAUCCAGUGCCAUCGCUCCUACAAAAGGAGGUCUAACAGCUUUACAUUUAGCGGCAGCAAAUGGUCAUACACUCAUUGCACAGUUAUUGUUGAAGAAAAAUACAGACCCAUGUAUUGGUGACAACAACAAGUGGAGUCCAUUGCACUGGGCAACCGUCAGCAAUCAUGUCCAUAUCUUAGAACUUUUAAGUGAACACAAUGUCUCCCUUGGACUUGAGACCUCUGGGAAUUUGACCCCUUUGCAUGUUGCAGCUGAGACUGGAAAAAUGGAGGCUCUGAACUAUCUCUUGGAGAAGGGGGUCGAUGUGAAUGUCCAAGACAUGCUGGGCAGAACAGCUCUAGCAAUUGCAGCUAGUAAUGGUAGCUUGGAGGUUGUUCACUUGCUUUUGGAUAAUAAAGCUCAGCCGAACGUUGCGGACAAUCAUGGACGGACCGCCUUACACAAGGCCGCGGCAGCAGGGCAUCUCACUGUGGUACAGAUCCUUGUCCAGAACGGAGCCUCCGUGAAUAUAAAGGACAGCCUGUGUCUCACACCAAUGCAGAGAGCGGCCAUGAUGGGACACAAGCAAGUGUCUACCUACCUGCAAGGAGCACUACCUACAGUUCAAAAUGUACUCUAAUCCUGUACGUCUCUAACAAGGUUCACCUUUAAAGGGAACCUGUCACAUUGAACAUGCAGUUCCAUCUACAGGCAGUGGAGUAUACAGGAAGAGGAGCUGAGCAGACUGGUAUAUAUUGGGGGAGAUUUAUCAAACUGGUGUAAAGUAGAACUGGCUUAGUUGCCCAUAGCAACCAAUCAGAUUUCCCCUUUGAUUGUACAGCGCUCCCCUGGAAAGGUGAAAUAUGAUUGGACUGAGGCUAGUUUCACAUCAGCGGAGUAUAUUCUUUC